Messenger RNA from Cinara cedri, 449 nucleotides. NCBI's taxonomy places the organism in Eukaryota, Metazoa, Arthropoda, Insecta, Hemiptera, Aphididae. The record is from the annotation of a GenBank genome assembly.
AUGCAAGAUCAAUUAAAAAGACAAAUUGUCAAAGUAUACAGCGAGAUACUGAAACACCCAAUCCAAAAAACAGCGGAAAAAAUUACGAGAUUGGUGACACGGGCGGCCGCACACGGAGAAAAACUUAUGAAUAUUAAUACAUUAAAACAACUAUGUGGUAGUAAAAAGUAGGAAAAUUUAAAAUUCAGAAAAAAUUUAAAUAUGUAAGACAAUGUUAUAUAUUAUAAAUCAUAUAUUGAUGAUAUCGUGCUGUUUUCAGGAUAUUUGGUUUCACGCUAGUUUCCCUAUGGUCCGGGAACUGGAAACUACCGGGAGCCGAAGUAGUUGACAGGACCAGGUGUUUCCUGCGGGCCACAGGGAAAAAGUCGAACUCUCAUGAAAGCAGCUCGUCCGAAGAAUCUGAAGAAACGGAAGAAGAUAAAAUUGAAAAAAUAAUCCAGUUUCCGUGA